This is a messenger RNA of Olea europaea var. sylvestris, 1180 nucleotides long. RefSeq names its product ABC transporter A family member 1-like. Gene Ontology annotation, cellular component: membrane; intracellular membrane-bounded organelle. NCBI's taxonomy places the organism in Eukaryota, Viridiplantae, Streptophyta, Magnoliopsida, Lamiales, Oleaceae. Gene Ontology annotation, molecular function: lipid carrier activity; ABC-type transporter activity. Bases 88 to 879 code for a protein of 263 amino acids. The record is from RefSeq and is a predicted model, not a curated record. The transcript is spliced from 6 exons. Gene Ontology annotation, biological process: lipid transport; transmembrane transport.
UUUUCAUGUUUAGAUAGGUAUAUCUGUAUCUUGCCCUGGUAUAUAACUUGAGAAGCUGCAUCUGUAUCAUGUUUUAAUAUUUUAGGUAUGGAUCCUAUUGCUAAGCGAUUCAUGUGGGAAGUUAUAUCACGCUUAUCGACCAGACGAGGAAAGACUGCUGUCAUUCUAACCACCCACAGCAUGAGUGAAGCUCAAGCUCUUUGCACAAAAAUUGGAAUAAUGGUUGGAGGCAAGCUAAGAUGCAUUGGGAGUCCCCAACAUUUGAAAAAUAGAUUUGGGAAUCAUCUCGAACUAGAGGUUAAACCUACGGAAGUUGACUCCUUGGACUUGGAAAUGUUGUGCCAAAUAAUUCAAGAGAAGCUCUUUGACAUUCCUUCUCAUCCGAGGAGUAGUAUACUGAACGACCUGGAAGUAUGUAUUGGCGGCAUCGACUCCAUAACAUCCGAGAAUGCAUCAGCAGGAGAGAUCAGUUUAUCAGAAGGAAUGAUUGUGAGAAUUGGACGAUGGCUUGGCAAUGAAGAAAGAGUGAAGGCUCUUGUUUCUGGAAAUAAUGAAUCUUGUGGGGCUUUUGGCGAACAGUUAUCAGAGCAGUUGGUUCGUGAUGGUGGCAUUCCUCUGCCAAUAUUUUCAGAGUGGUGGUUAACCAAAGAAAAGUUUGCAGUAAUUGAUUCUUUCAUCCAAUCUUCAUUUCCGGGUGCAACGUAUCAAAGUUGCAACGGGUUGAGCGUUAAAUAUCAGUUGCCAUACGGAGAAGACCUCUCGCUCGCAGACGUUUUUGGGCACAUAGAAAGAAACAGAAAUGAACUUGGUAUAUCGGAGUACAGCCUCAGUCAAUCUACGCUCGAAACAAUAUUUAACCAUUUUGCUGCGAAUCCAUGAGGAACUGCCGCCUUCGCAUAUUCUGAUCCGACAUCGGAAAAAAUUUCGAGGGGAUACGAUUUCUCAUGAAACGUUCGCCAAUUUUUUGUAAAGUGUUAUGUUGUUUAUUGAGUGAUACAAGUUGACGUACAUAGUGGAUGAGUAAAUAGGUUGUGUGAUGUACAAUAUUGAUUGGCUCUAAGUAACAUCAUUUUUUCGCCUUUAUUUCGUGUAAAAAUCCCGUACUUACACGAUGUAGUAAACCGUUUGGUUAGGGAUAUAGAAAUCGGGAUUUUUGAGGCGUUGAUGAUGUUUGUUUUUA